Molecule: messenger RNA, 1038 nt
Organism: Phytophthora infestans T30-4
Lineage: Eukaryota; Oomycota; Peronosporomycetes; Peronosporales; Peronosporaceae
Exons: 4
Coding region: 1-1038 (345 amino acids)
Source: RefSeq, a predicted model, not a curated record
AUGAAGUUGCAGCACGGGAACUCAACCAACUGGGCGUCGUCAUCAGUGGCGACAAACCUCGCGCGUUCUACUGCGUCCAGCCUCUCUCUUACAGAUCUCCUGGUCCGCGCCAAUGUCCGGAGAGACAAUCUACUUGCUGUCGUGGGACACCGAACCGCAAUUAUUGUUGGCAAAUGGUUUCCUGCUAUUCGUCACGAAUUUUGUCAGGAUUUCCACGCCAAAUUCCCUCUCGAUCGAUUCUUUAAUCACGGGAACAAAGCUCCUCUUGAUACUAAUGUGUCGUCUGUUGGAAAAGCUACACUUGGCUUGAUUGCUGUGGUCAACAUGUCGGAGAUUUACUUACGUCACUUUAACGACGAGAUUGUGGUCCGUAAGAUAAUGAAAAACGUGCAAGAAGGAUACAUGGGCUUGGAGUUGCCAGAGUACACUAACUCUGUUGCAGAGGCAAUAGUUGAUCGUUAUAGUAGAGGGAUGUCGUUGAGGGAUGUGAUUAAGUUGCUAAUCGGUUCAUUCGACGCGGAGCAUGUGGCUUUGGUGGACGUGCUGGGUGUUCGUGCUCUUCUCGAAUAUUAUCUGGACACCCAGCAACUUACCAUGGGCCUUAACGUGAACGGAGAGGCUGCGAUUCUGGCGGAAGUGACGCACGCCACUGCGUCGUUCUUCACGUCGGAUUUUCUGAUCAAUACCGCUGGGAUGCAUCUAGUCUCGACGAUGCACUUGGCGGCGUUCUGGCAUUGUGCCAUCAAACAUACUACAAUGGCCAAGUCCAUUACAGUCGACGACGUCGAUGCUGCCGCUAUCAAACAGUGCGGGCGUGACGUAUCGGUGAUCGUCCCUACGUUCGCUGUGAACUUGAUGUUUCUAUUCCAGAAAGACGAUCGAGACUAUACAAAGCUAGAUAAUACCACCGUGUACACUCUUGGUCGACGUCGCGAGACUACUGCGGGGUAUAUCGAAUGUCCACGCCAUCUCAGCCAGUUUGGACGCCGUAUGGAUACCUGUACACGCCAGAUUGUCGAGGUCUUGCCGACUCAGUGA